AUGGGUCACGAAGAUGCUGUUUACCUGGCCAAGCUCGCUGAGCAGGCUGAGCGCUAUGAGGAGAUGGUCGAGAACAUGAAGAUCGUUGCUUCUGCCGAUGUUGAGCUUACUGUCGAAGAGCGGAAUCUGCUGUCCGUUGCCUACAAGAACGUCAUUGGUGCCCGCCGUGCGUCGUGGAGAAUCGUCACCUCGAUCGAGCAAAAAGAGGAGUCCAAGGGCAACGAGUCCCAGGUCACUCUCAUCAAGGAGUACCGCCAGAAGAUCGAGGCCGAGCUUGCCAAGAUCUGCGAUGACAUCCUGGAGGUCCUCGACAAGCACCUGAUCCCCUCUGCCCAGAGCGGCGAGUCCAAGGUCUUCUACCACAAGAUGAAGGGUGACUACCACCGUUACCUCGCCGAGUUCGCCAUUGGCGACCGCCGCAAGGGCGCUGCCGACGCCUCCCUCGAGGCCUACAAGGCUGCCACCGAAGUUGCCCAAACCGACCUUGCCCCUACCCACCCCAUCCGUCUUGGACUGGCCCUCAACUUCUCCGUCUUCUACUACGAGAUCCUCAACUCGCCCGACCAGGCUUGCCACCUCGCCAAGCUCGCUUUCGAUGACGCCAUUGCCGAGCUUGACACCUUGAGCGAGGAGAGCUACAAGGACUCCACCCUCAUCAUGCAGCUCCUCCGUGACAACCUGACGCUCUGGACCUCGUCCGAGGCUGAGCCCGCCGCCGACUCGGCCGCCGCCACUUCCGAGAAGAAGGAGGAGGCCCCGGCUGCCGAGGGUGAGAAGCCCGCCGAGUAA
Aspergillus melleus is the source of this 789-nucleotide messenger RNA. RefSeq names its product 14-3-3 adaptor artA (gene artA). NCBI's taxonomy places the organism in Eukaryota, Fungi, Ascomycota, Eurotiomycetes, Eurotiales, Aspergillaceae. Bases 1 to 789 code for a protein of 262 amino acids. Gene Ontology annotation, biological process: signal transduction. The record is from RefSeq and is a predicted model, not a curated record. Gene Ontology annotation, cellular component: cytoplasm. The transcript has 5 exons.